Molecule: messenger RNA, 2938 nt
Organism: Porites evermanni
Lineage: Eukaryota; Metazoa; Cnidaria; Anthozoa; Scleractinia; Poritidae
Source: the annotation of a GenBank genome assembly
AUGCAUGUUGUUGAAAAGGUUCGUUAUUUUUCAUACACCCAAAGUAACGGAUGUCUUACUUGUUUUAUUGUACAGAAAAGCAGGGAAAAAGGAAUCCCCAAGUCCAUGGGUCCAGCCCAUGGGGACCGAAGAGGAAGGAAAGCUCUAAGCCCACUAUCAAGGAACUUUAUAAAAAAAGAUUUUCAUAGUGCACGGGAAAAUCUUAAUAUGGACAUGGAAGAACUAAAUAGUAACUCGGCCACAAAAAAGCGUCCCUCCGUUAGAACCCCUGCUAAUUAUGUUCCUGUUUGGAGGAGGCCCUUGAGCGGUGGGAAGACCACUGGUGGGUCCCCAAAUCAGAGUCCACGGAGAAGGCCAGUGAGGAGUGAGAAUGCUGCAUCUAUUGGACAAGAUAAAUGUAAAGUUAUCAGACAACCACCCAUGAGGUUUAGGCUGUGAUAUCAAUGGUGCCAUAAAACUUGUUAACUCACACUUGUUUGUCCUGGGGCUGUUGUUGUUGGCUGGUCUUUGGUGAAAAUACGAUAUUGUAAUGCCGUAUGGUUUUUGUUUUCGGCUAUGGUUUGAAAAGUCUAUGUGUUUCAUCAAGACUACAGGACGUGAUAAACUUAAAACAUUUUAGAAUUAAAGAUUGUAAAAAAUAAUAUACUGUGCAUAUUAAUAAAAAAUUAGAUUCUAAAGUAAAAUCUAAGUAUAAGUAACUUAAGUGUUUUAAACAAAGGGAUCUUAACNUUUUUCAUACACCCAAAGUAACGGAUGUCUUACUUGUUUUAUUGUACAGAAAAGCAGGGAAAAAGGAAUCCCCAAGUCCAUGGGUCCAGCCCAUGGGGACCGAAGAGGAAGGAAAGCUCUAAGCCCACUAUCAAGGAACUUUAUAAAAAAAGAUUUUCAUAGUGCACGGGAAAAUCUUAAUAUGGACAUGGAAGAACUAAAUAGUAACUCGGCCACAAAAAAGCGUCCCUCCGUAAGAACCCCUGCUAAUUAUGUUCCUGUUUGGAGGAGGCCCUUGAGCGGUGGGAAGACCCCUGGUGGGUCCCCAAAUCAGAGUCCAUGGAGAAGGCCAGUGAGGAGUGAGAAUGCUGCAUCUAUUGGACAAGAUAAAUGUAAAGUUAUCAGACAACCACCCAUGAGGUUUAGGCUGUGAUGUCAAUGGCGCCAUAAAACUUGUGAACUCACACUUUUUUGUCCUGGGGCUGUUGUUGUUGGCUGGUCUUUGGUGAAAAUACGAUAUUGUAAUGCUGUAUGGUCUUUGUUUUCGGCUAUGGUUUGAAAAGUCUAUGUGUUUCAUCAAGACUACAGGACGUGAUAAACUUAAAACAUUUUAGAAUUAAAGAUUGUAAAAAAUAAUAUACUGUGCAUAUUAAUAAAAAAUUAGAUUCUAAAGUAAAAUCUAAGUAUAAGUAACUUAAGUGUUUUAAACAAAAGGAUCUUAACAACAUUUAAAGGAUAAAAGAGAACUAAACAUUUCAUACAUUUUAGUUAUUAAGUGAGUUAAUAUAAAUUUUCUUUUUCCUUCUCUAAGGAGUAUAUUUUAUAACAAAUUGAUAUAUAAUAAUUAUUACAUUGUUGUAAUCCUUUUUUAUGUUUGUCAGAUUAAGUAUAAGUAUUUUUUGAAAAAAUAAAUGACGACAAAGAAAAGUGACUCUUGCUCUUAAUUAAUGAAGUUAUUUUCUGAUUAAUAUGAUUAUGGCUAGAGUUCCUUGACUAGGAAUCUGGUGCAAUGAAUUUGUAAAAUAUUAUCAUCAUUUAUUUCUUGUUUGCUCGUUUUAGGGACAACUGUAAACAAUAUUAAUUUAUUAUUAUGAUAUACAAAACACAGUUAAAUAACCUUGAAAAGUUAGUGACAGUUUAACCAACAUUCUUUUCUGGGAUGAUAGAGUAUAAAAAUGUAAAUUUCACAAUAAACGUAAGGGAUCAUUUUGUUCAUACCGUUGUUUUUCACCAGAUUAAGGAUUAAAUUUUCAUUCUAAAAAUAAACCUUGUUUAAAGCCUUAAAAUAAGGUAAACAGCUAAGAGAAAAAGUGAUUUUAACAAAUAAUCAUUAAAAAAUAAAGGGAGAGGGAGUGGACAUAUUUUUCUUCUCUUAAUUGUAACCUCUAAAAUUGUAUUAAUGCUAUUAUUUGCUUAUACUACUACACGCAAAAGGUUUGUAAUUUUCACAUGUUGGUAUUUCAAAUUAAGCUGAAAUACCACUGCUCUAAUCCAAUCAGAUUGCAGAAAUUUCUCAUGUGUAGUAUAAAUGCUAUUAAUAGUGUUAUAAAUUUUUCAACAACGGGCCCAAGUUGUUCAAAAGGUGGAUAGCGCUAUCCAGCGGAUAAAUCUCUAUCCAGUGGAUAGUGCAAUUGGUUUCCCUAAUACUUGUCCUCUGGAUUGUGAUUUAUCUGGUGGAUAGCGCUAUCCAGCUUUUCAACAACUGGGGCCUGAACUGAAAAUAUUCUGAAGGUUAAAACCCAACGAAAGGAGCAUGUAUGUGGAGCCAGUGAGUAUAAAUACUUUGACAGUUCAUUAAUUUUUUUAGUAAAUUUAUUUUUAUUUUUUUGUUAAGGUAAGUUUAUAUCUUAAAUUUUGUUUUGUAACUGUUUUAAUUAAAAUGUGUAAUAUAUAAGGACCUUUCAUAAAUGUUGCACUUUUCUUAAUUUUUCCAAGGUGUUUAAAUAAUUUUUCAAAUAAUUUUGAUCUACAAAACAUGCAGUUAAAUUUGCUUCUAUGUUGUUCUUCUUUCUAAAGUGCUAAAGUUGAAAAGUAAAAUUUAAAACUGUAACUUUAAUGUCAAUAUUGAAGGAUUAUUUGGAAUUGGUUAUUGUGAUUUGAAGUCCAUUAUUGGUCUGACUAAUUUUUUUACCUGCUUAAAUUUUUUGCUCCUUGUGGGGAGAGCUCGCAACAAUGUAAUAACUGACAACUGGUUUGCUAUUUUUUAGGUAAAAGCCUUGGAAAAACUUAG